Molecule: messenger RNA, 1665 nt
Organism: Ceraceosorus bombacis
Lineage: Eukaryota; Fungi; Basidiomycota; Exobasidiomycetes; Ceraceosorales; Ceraceosoraceae
Source: the annotation of a GenBank genome assembly
AAAACACUCCUCCUUGGACUCCCGUCUGCUAAUUCGCGCGCACUCGGAGCCCGCCUGCACGCGUCCGGCCUUCCCCCUCAUGGCGCGCCGACUUACGCAUCCACCCGCGCCUCAGACUCCUCGUCAUCAGUGAGCGGAUCGAGGGAACUUGACCCCAUCAUCGCACUUUGCCGACGACCGUCGCCCGGAAGCUGGCCUCCGCGGCAAACAGCGUCGCAUCCCUGCGAGAACAAGACGAAUUGCUCGCCUUAGCGGCAGGAGAAGGCAUCAGCCUGCAAGCUCUCUCGUCAUGGCCGCUGCUGCUGCAAUGAUGCAGCCUCUCCAGCUGGAUUCAUACAAUCCAGCAAAGGAAGUGUGCGCUCCACCGUCAAUGACAGACCCUCAGGCGCCCGACGCUGCGCUGAAAUCAGGUCGGACCUCCCGUAUCUCCACGCCCAAUACGCCUCUCGCGGCCAGGAGGUCGUCGCUGUCACGCACGCGGACAGAGGAGCAAAUGGCAGGGCCUUCAGACUAUGGUCGAUUGCCCCGUCGACAGUCGACGAGGAUUGCUGAGACUCGAAAGUUUCAAAAGACGACGGCGAGCAAGCCCAACACUCACUCCGCCGAUUCGAGCCUGGACUCGCACGAGCAAUGGCGACGGGUUGCGGACAAUGCCAUCACUCCGGUGCGACCCUCACGUAGCCAUUUACGCCCGUCGUCUCCUGCGCAGCAUCCUUCGCACGUCACCCCUGCCUCACAAGCUUACUCGAACCUGCUCGCGGCGUCCUUGAGCACACCGGAGCUUCACCUGUCCUCAGACCCACUUCUAGAUGAAGGACUUCGCGUCAUUCAGACACCCCGCGACGCGUUCCAGGGCUUCGCGUGGCCUGCUGCCACCACAGGCGAUAAACGUCCGCUCGAUGCACUCGACGGUGUUCCACCGCAUACGACUGCCAGAAUGCUAAAUGGGCCUCUGCCCAGCAUUGGCUCUGUAGUUGACAGUCAGCUGAGCCCUCGUGAGCGCAAACACAGCACUGCUACGGUGCGAAAGCAGCCACAUGCCGGCACGCAGAGCUCGUUGCAUGGUAGUUGUAGCUCCUCGGCCACGGUGCAAGCCUCGCCACACCCGGACGAGUUUGGUUCCAGAAGCAACACGGCUGCAAAUUCUCCCCAAACCACUCCAUCGCGUCGUGAGGAGAAGCGACGCUCUAGCGCAGGCCUUCAAGAGCCAUCUUUCCGACACCCACGGACCUGGUUUAACCGACCACGGAGGUGGAGCACAGCGUCGAAGACCUCAACGGACAUCAAUAGUCCCACCGCGUCACCUGCGCCCUCGCCAGUGAUCGCGUCGACCAGCUCAGAAGGAUUUCCAGUCCUGGGAAAGUAUUCUCCAUCAUCUAAUCUCUCUACAGAUGCAGAAUCUAGCUCGGUGCUCUCGACGCGGCGAAGCAGUACUGUGGAAGCUCUGGAGUUGGUGCGGGGUGCAAGAGCUUUCCUCGUUGGUGAGCUAGGCCGGCUCUCCACUGAUGCUAUGGGCGAAGACCGCGAAAGAAUAGCAAGCCUUGCUUGGUACGCUAGGCAGCAAGAGGCGGAAGCCGACGGAGUCGCGAUCGACUCGACUCAAGAGAUGCGCGAGUUUUGCGUCAGCAUUUCGGAUGGAGUUGUUCUUUGUCUGGUUGCAAAUAU